Messenger RNA from Botrytis cinerea B05.10, 967 nucleotides. RefSeq lists its product as hypothetical. NCBI's taxonomy places the organism in Eukaryota, Fungi, Ascomycota, Leotiomycetes, Helotiales, Sclerotiniaceae. The record is from RefSeq and is a predicted model, not a curated record. The transcript is spliced from 2 exons. The coding region runs from base 313 to 744 and encodes 143 amino acids.
GCUCGUGCGUGGGAAGGAAGCUGGAUGGCUGGAUGAGCUCUUUCUUUCCUUCUUAGCCUGUUUGAUUAGAGCUAGGUUUCUGGGAUGGGGUGGGAUGGGAUGGAUUUUGUAGAGAGAGAGAGAGAGAGAGAGUAUAUAUAGGUAGUGACUUCUUUCUUUCUGUCUAGAUUAUUGAUCUUGUAUUUUUUCUCUUUACAAGUACACGCGAAAUCUUCUGAUACCAAAGAAAAAUUAAUCACAUACACAUACUCAUCCAACCAACCAGACAAAACCAAACAAGAUAAACAACCACAUCUCAUCCAUCCCCUCAAAAUGCAAUCCAUAAGCAGAACCCUCACCCGUCAAUCCCGCCUCUUCACCCCCCAACUGCGCAUCCAAGCCAGCCGUCCCUUCUCCUCCACCCUCAGCACCCGCAAAUCCGCCACCGAAACCGUCAAAGAAACCGUUCACCAAGUCGACAAAGCCGUCGCGAGCAAAAUCGUAGAUGGUAUUGAAGCUGGUCAAACCGCAACCCAAAAAGUAAAAUCCGCAGCCAACCUCUCGGCCUCCUCAGCCAAAACCAGCGCAUCCAAAGCCGCCUCUCAAGCCCAAGGCGCUACAUCCUCCGCAACUGGUUCUGCAUCGGGCACCGCGUCGGAAGUAUCUGGAAAAGCUUCCGAGUUAGCCGGUCAGGCGAAGGGAAAGGCGGCGGAGUUGAAGGGAGAGGCGAAGGGGAAGGCGAGCGAGGUGAAGGGGAAGUUGUAGAGGAGAUGGGGAGGUGAGGUGAGGGAGAGGUCGGGGAUGAGAUUUGUAUGAUUACUUGCAGAUGGAUGUGGCGGAGCUGGAAAAGGGUUGAUGGAUAGGACAUGAUGGGACAAAACAUGAAACAGCACAGCAGAAACGGAUAUGAUAAUAUGGGAGUCAGUCAAUAAUUGACGAAUGCUAUGAAAUGAAAAGAGAGAAAGGAUAUUAUAAUUUGUUUCACACA